Molecule: messenger RNA, 801 nt
Organism: Cynocephalus volans (Philippine flying lemur)
Lineage: Eukaryota; Metazoa; Chordata; Mammalia; Dermoptera; Cynocephalidae
Product: GDNF family receptor alpha-2-like
Exons: 5
Coding region: 1-801 (266 amino acids)
Biological process (GO): nervous system development
Cellular component (GO): external side of plasma membrane; signaling receptor complex
Molecular function (GO): glial cell-derived neurotrophic factor receptor activity
Source: RefSeq, a predicted model, not a curated record
AUGAUCUUGGCAAACGCCUUCUGCCUCCUUUUUAGCUUUCUGGACGAGACCCUCCGCUCUUUGGCCAGCCCUUCCUCCCUGCAGGGCCCAGAGCUCCACGGCUGGCGCCCCCCGGUGGACUGUGUCCAGGCCAAUGAGCUGUGUGCGGCCGAAUCCAACUGCAGCUCCCGCUACCGCACGCUGCAGCAGUGCCUGGCAGGCCGCGAUCGCAGCACCAUGCUAGCCAACAAGGAGUGCCAGGCGGCCCUGGAUGUCCUGCAGGAGAGCCCGCUUUAUGACUGCCGCUGCAAGCGGGGCAUGAAGAAGGAGCUGCAGUGUUUGCAGAUCUACUGGAGCAUCCACCUGGGGCUGACCGAGGGGGAGGAGUUUUACGAAGCCUCACCCUACGAGCCGGUGACCUCCCACCUCUCAGACAUCUUCAGGUUUGCUUCAAUCUUCUCAGGGACAGGGGCGGAGCCGGUGGUCAGCGCCAAGAGCAACCAUUGCCUGGAUGCUGCCAAGGCCUGCAACCUGAACGACAACUGCAAGAAGCUGCGCUCCUCUUACAUCUCCAUCUGCAACCACGAGAUCUCACCCACCGAGAGCUGCAACAGCCGCAAGUGCCACAAGGCUCUGCACCAGUUCUUUGACCGUGUGCCCAGCAAGUACACCUACCGCAUGUUCUUCUGCUCUUGCCAAGACCAGGCGUGCGCUGAGCGUCGCCGGCAGACCAUCCUGCCCAGCUGUUCCUAUGAGGACAAGGAGAAGCCCAAUUGCCUGGACCUUCACAGUGUGUGCCGGACGGACCACCUGUGCUGGUGA